Mycena indigotica is the source of this 2262-nucleotide messenger RNA. RefSeq lists its product as uncharacterized. The record is from RefSeq and is a predicted model, not a curated record. The transcript has 5 exons. The coding region runs from base 16 to 2262 and encodes 748 amino acids. Lineage: Eukaryota; Fungi; Basidiomycota; Agaricomycetes; Agaricales; Mycenaceae.
UGCAAUGACCAUAUAAUGCCCGCUCUGGAACCGACUACCGCCACCGCCCGCCCGAAGCUUGCGCGUGCUUCGCGUCAAGACUCGGAGCUAUUUGCCAGUUAUUACCAGUCGCCACUGGCUGAUGCUGGUAUUGGCUACGACAACCACCGCAAGUCUUUGUCCGGAGAAUCCACGAGCUCGUCAGACUACUCUUCUGACGAGUCUUCUGUCUCCCCUCCUCGCAGGCCAAGUCUGCCAUCUGAGGGUGGUAAUGACCGUCGAAGGCUGGCAAUUGUUCAAACGGACUCCCAGCCAGUAGCCAAGGCACCUAAUCUGGACGGAAUCGCGUUGGUUGCCCCUCCCGACGCCAAAUCUUCAGCAUAUAUCCACGACAAAUCCCAUCACCGGUCCGCUUCUGAAGUCUCCAACAAAGCUUCACGCGACGUUGGCAUUGUGGGCACCAGCACCGACCUCCCUCGCAUCGAAAUUCCUUCUUUACAGCCCCCUGUUUUCCAGGAACCACACCCCUCACGCGCUGCGACGCCUAAUUCGCUCCCUGGCCCAAAACGCCGGUCAACAGACCUGUCAAUUCGUACUCCUGAGCUUGGCCAGUCCAAGAAAAUCGAUGCCCCCGUCGCGCCUCCCGUAGUUGUCGACCUCGGUCUUGACCCCUCGCUGAGUCCUAGCAUUGCGAGAGAUUACUCGGCUUACCUCAAAUAUGAGCCGGGGCUACACUCGACUGCUGGACCUUUACCACCGCCUCCACGCACAACAUUCGCUAUUAACCCUUCUACGCCCCCUCCGCCCCGGCCUCCCCGUCUACAUUCACCUCCUCCCACCAACCGGAAAGAUGGAUUACAGUUGCCGGGUGUUACUGCCGUGCUGAGCUCGAGCGGGUCAAGCACCCCUUCAUCCUCUAAUUCUCGAUCUGUGUCACCUGCACGGCCUCUGGGCAGCAGCGGGGACGAUUCCCCACAUGACGACACCCUCCACCGCCGCGAAGGCGCGUUUUCGCCCUCUGUCAUCUCCACAAGUCCUUCCGAAUAUAGUCCCCCGACUGUGCACGUUAACCGGUCAAUCAACGGGAUGAUCGCUGAAGAAGCAAAAGAUGAACAACACGCUUCCGUUGUCGUGUCCCCUCCGCAGCCAACAAUUGCUGAGGAAUGGACGCCGUCACGGUCUUCCGAUGACCAUGCGUCACAGGACGCGAUUUCGUGGGAGUCGUUUUCGCAGGAGGGCUUCACUCCCAGUCCACCGCCAAAAAGCUUUAGGGCGAGCCUGACCAAGGGACUGCGCCGCAUUUCUUCGAUUCCACGCACGAGUUCACCGUCGAGAAACUCUUUGACAAGAUCUUCCACAUCGAGAUCUCCGCCUGCUUCACAUCCAGUCUCGCUUCCCAUACGACGACCUCCGAAGAUUAUAGAGCAGUAUCCAGCCGCGUUGUUCUCUGCUGACAUUCUAUCACUGAAGAAGAGUACCGAUCGGACCGCGUUAUAUGCUCAGAAAAUCAACGAACUCUAUAUCCAUGAUAGUGGCUUGAGCGACUGGUUGGUUGCCACCCAUACCCAUAAUGCAGGUGGCGGCAAACGUGGAACGAUAACAGCCAAGCCGCGGCAGGUAUCCCGCUCGUCAAUCAAGUCACACGCAACCCAGGCAACUUUCCCGCGCCGGCCCGACGCGAUGGUCGCUACUGACUUGGCCACGAAGCCAAGCGACAUUGCGCCCACCGCACCAUCAUUACCAUACCCUGCACUUUCCCCACGCUCGAUGACUGCACCACUGUCCCCGCCCACGUCACUGCGGAUGUUGGCCGUCAGUCCAGCCAAGGGCAAUUUCUUCUCAUCAUUAGGGCGCAAGGCCAGCAUGAGCAGGAAGGACAAGCCGAACAUGUCAUUUUCUGCCACGACGACCCGACUCGUGAAGAGUCCCCCACCCUCAGUCUCGCGGCCGCUACUGGUCCCCAACUCACCGGCAGUUCCCGGCGGGCCACGUGCCCCGCCUAAUCGCGCCCAGAAGACCCAGAGCAUAUCACCCACACCCUCCCCGUUAUCGUCUAAUGCUGCUGCUCUGCGCCGCCCGUCGCUGUUCACGCCCACCACCUCCAGUUCGUCCUCCGAGUCACGGGACCGCGCGUUCGAAAGCCAGGUGGACAAGCUGUCCGAUCUACUUCCCCAGGCAGAGCGGUCGGUUCUCGCAGGCUACCUACGCCGUGCGGGCCAGGACAUGCUUGCGAUUGGCCAGUACCUCGAGGACGAGAAGAACGGGCGGGUUAGGCGGGAGUAA